AUGCGAGCUAAAGUAUUUUUAUUUUUUUUCGUUAUAACUAUUGUUCUUUGUGUUUGGUUCAUGCCAACUGGUACUGAGGCACUUCCCUAUUCACGUAAUGGUUUUGGACGAUGUCCACCAGCAUGUAGCGUAUAUUGUCCAUGUGGGAAUGUUGUUGACAGAAGUGGUUGCCCGAUUUGUCGCUGCCGACCCUCGAAUACGUGUACAGGGAAACAUCCAAACUCUUUUGGUCGACCACCACAUGUCAAAACACAUAUUUUUCAUUGA
Molecule: messenger RNA, 267 nt
Organism: Rotaria socialis
Lineage: Eukaryota; Metazoa; Rotifera; Eurotatoria; Philodinida; Philodinidae
Source: the annotation of a GenBank genome assembly